AUGGACACAGCCAACGACAGUGCCCACAGCCCUUUCAUCCUCCUGGGUUUUUCUGACCGCCCAGGUCUGGAGAAGGUCCUCUUCGUGAUCAUCCUGACAGCCUACAUCCUGACCCUUGUGGGAAACACCACCAUCAUCCUGGUGUCCCGGCUGGACCCGCACCUCCGCACCCCCAUGUACUUCUUCCUCACACACCUGUCUCUCCUGGACCUAAGCUUCACCAGCAGCUCUAUCCCACAGCUGCUCUACAACCUGGGCGGCCAGGACAAGACCAUCAGCUACGCGGGCUGUGCGGUGCAGCUCUUCCUGUUUCUGGGCCUGGGCGGUGUGGAGUGUUUGCUGCUGGCCGUCAUGGCCUAUGACCGAUUCGUGGCCAUCUGCAGGCCCCUGCACUACAUGGUGAUCAUGCAUCCACGGCUCUGUGUGGGGUUAGUGUCUCUUGCUUGGGGCUGUGGGGUGGCCAACUCCUUGGCCAUGUCUCCAGUGACCCUAAGCUUACCCCGCUGUGGACACCGCAAGGUGGACCACUUCCUCUGUGAGAUGCCGGCCCUGAUCAGGAUGGCCUGUGUCAACACUGCUGCUGUGGAAGGCACCAUCUUCGUCCUAGCAGUGGGCAUAGUGUUAUCCCCACUGAUGUUCAUCUUGGUCUCCUAUGGCUACAUUGUGAGGGCUGUCUUGAAAAUCCGAUCAGCCUCUGGAAGACAAAAGGCCUUCAACACCUGUGGCUCACACCUCACAGUGGUCUCACUGUUCUACGGAAACAUCAUCUACAUGUACAUGCAGCCUGGCAACAGCUCCUCCCAGGACCAGGGCAAGUUCCUCACCCUCUUCUACAACAUCGUCACCCCACUCCUCAACCCUCUGAUCUACACCCUCAGAAAUAAGGAGGUGAAGGGAGCACUGAGGAGGUUGCUGAGGGGUGGCAGAGAAGUUGGGAAAGAGUAG
Messenger RNA from Jaculus jaculus (lesser Egyptian jerboa), 945 nucleotides. RefSeq names its product olfactory receptor 2W3. The record is from RefSeq and is a predicted model, not a curated record. Gene Ontology annotation, biological process: G protein-coupled receptor signaling pathway. Gene Ontology annotation, cellular component: membrane. NCBI's taxonomy places the organism in Eukaryota, Metazoa, Chordata, Mammalia, Rodentia, Dipodidae. Gene Ontology annotation, molecular function: G protein-coupled receptor activity; olfactory receptor activity. The transcript has a single exon. The coding region runs from base 1 to 945 and encodes 314 amino acids.